GACAUCUGCUGAUUCCACAUGACUGACUGCCUGUCGCACGAUGAAGUGACUGUGCGAAGCAAAACGUUCCUAGAAAAACCCGUGGUUGAUCCCAGAAGUCAACAUGAUGGGGGGAUUUCUGGAUUAUUAAACGCAGAGAGAAUCCCAAUGUUCGGCGGUGACGCAAUGAGAUAUCACUAAAUCCUCCACUGCAUUUCAAGAUGCUAGUCUUUGUAAUCGUUUGUCUGUUAUCACCGAUCUCAUCAUCAUCAUCAUCACCGUGUGAACGAGCGCCGCCGCACGCUCAGCCUGCCGAUUCUGAUUAUAAACUGGGAGUUGCCGGGGAUCCAGACCUGUUCAUACCUGGAGAAUUAUAUUCAGUUUCCCUACAAGGCGUAGACAUCGGGCAAGGACCCAAGCCGUUCGUGGGUUUCAUAAUAUGGGCGGAAAUAGAAAAGGAAUUCAAUGGAAGCGCAAACUCUACCAACAGUACAAUUAGCAAAUAUUCUCCGGGAACGUUUCAGUCUUACGACGCGCAGACAAAGCCCAACGAACUGUGUCAACCGGCUGUUGUUAAUACCACUACACAUCCUAAAACUGAGAUUCAGGUGUUAUGGAAUGCUCCAUCGGGAGCAGAAGUCACGUGUGUCCGUUUGUGCGCCAAAGCAUUUCAUUCUGAGUCGGGCGUGACGUCAUUACUAGCCCGGAAGCUGUGCCCGGCUAUAUCCACACCCACCAUAUUAAUGAAACAACCAAUAGUAGAACCCUGCUGUGCCUGUGACGAAGCUAAAUAUGAGGUUACAUUCGAAGGACUCUGGUCAAGGAAUAUUCACCCACGUGAUUUUCCACCGGAGACAGAGCGAGCUCACUUCAGUGAUGUGAUCGGCGCAUCGCACACUGCUCAAUACAGAGUCUGGCAAGAAGGAAGGACUGCCACUGCCGGCCUUAAGAGAUUGGCUGAUGAUGGUUCAGCCACUACUCUUGAAAAAGAAUUGAAGUCAGAGAGCGAACACAUAAGGACCAUAAUAAAGGCUCGAGGGAUUACAUGGCAGCAGGUAUCUGGGGGAGGAAUACCCAGCACCUUCGCUGUAUUCAGGGUAGACGCCAAGCACCAUUUGGUGUCGUUAGCUUCCAAGCUGGCGCCAUCUCCAGACUGGUUCGUGGGAGUCUCAGCUCUGGAACUGUGCAACUCAAAUUGCACUUGGACACAAUCUGCAAUACUACCCCUGUAUCCUUAUGAUGCUGGAACCGAUAACGGUAUUACUUACACGUCCCAUCGCAGUCCUACAAUACCAGCUGCCCCAGUACGUGCUCUACGUCCUGAUUGGCCCCGGGAUGCUCGAUCGCCCUUCUUCAGCACUACGGGAGAAAUCAGACCGUUCGCCCGAUUGAGACUCAACAGACUUCGUCUCUAUGAGAAGAAUUGUGAUACCGAGCAUGGAGGAGAAGAUACUAGAGAGGGUGAAGCUUCCGGUAUGGGGUCUUGUGGCACCCAUACGUGGGGUCCGUGGGGUCCCUGCAGCGUGACAUGUGGAACUGGCCGCUCUGCACGACAACGAAACUACAUGUGGCCUUCCAGAGCAAACGCCGAUGGGUGCAGAGUCGCGCUAACUGAAUUUAAAUCUUGUAAUGGACCCAGAAUGAAUUGCAGAGUUCAAUCUGAAUACGAGCCAGACCCUGCGGAAUCGUCGGGUCCUUGCGCCGUGUCACCUUGGUCCGAAUGGUCUCCGUGCGAGGGGUGCGGGGUUCGUGCCCGCACGAGGCACUAUAUAGUUCCCCGUGCUCAUAAACGAUGCAGUGUUGGAUUCAGAGCGCGGACUGUUUUAAGCCAAGCUAUGCCUUGCGACGCCGGACCCUGUUUUAAACCUCCUGGAGCUUAUAAGAACGCUACAAACUUUGACUGGUUCUUUGUGGAUAAUCCGCAUGGCGAUUGUCCUGUUACUCCGUGGAGCUCGUGGUCUCCGUGUUCGGCGCGGUGCGGUCGCGGUAAACGAAUACGCACGCGGAUAUACGUGACACGGGACUCGCGCGUGCAACAGUACCUCAGGAGACGACUGAUUCACGAAUGGAACCAGAGAUUUGCGCAGUUACAAGGCCUGGAGUUAUCUGCGGAGAACAUAACAAGCGAUAAUCCGAACGUGGAGCUCCUGGCUGCAGAGCACAUCGAGCGCUGCCAGUUCACUCUGACCCGGCAGGAGGCACUGUGUGAUGGAGACGAUGAAUCCUGCGAGGUCAUCUCUGAUGAGGUGUGCAAGCUGCCUUUAUCUGUGGGCCCAUGCAGAGGCUACCAAGAGCGAUGGUUCUACGACACCUCACGAGGAGUAUGCGAGCCGUUCGGGUACACCGGAUGCGGAGGAAAUGGAAAUAAUUUCCGCAAUCGAGAUAUCUGUAACCGUGUAUGUGGAAAUUUAAAGUCUAGUACAGAGUCUCCUGUGCUUGUUGAAGCGAGCACCAAGAGGUUGAAGGCGACACCAUCCGCUGAAGGCAAUGAUGUGAUGCUGAAUGAUGUGCCUUCGUCUCCAACACUCAACGAUCGCCCAAAAAGUGAAUAAUGAGUCGUAUUUGUAGAACAGCUCGUUGGAAAUUAGAUGCUACCAAGUCAAUGUGAUGUCUUGCGUGGACUUGGAAGAGGUGGUAGUUAAGUAAUAGUUAAAUACUUAUGAAAUGUUCUAGUUCCAUUAGUUAGUUUUUACUAACGGGUAGACAAUUAUAAGGAAUGUAAAUCUCAAUUUUGGCACUUGUGUCAGUCAAAGUUUACAACACAUUUGCGAGAAAACAGUACAAUUGUUUGAGUUGCGCAAAUAAUUCAUUACUAGUUCCAGCUGUCAGUAAAAAAAUUCUUACUAUAGGUACUAAGGCCAACGAGAGGAGAUAAAGAAUGUAAACAAACAGACGGUUACUGAGUUCCAUUGCGAUAACGAGCGAUUAUUAUCACUCGUACGCAGUAAUGGCGUCAGUUGGUCGACGAGUUGACGACAGCUGUUUCGUGGUACAUGAAAGCAGUUAGUACCUACUGCAUUUGUCAACAUUUUGGUCCGCCAUUUUGUGAACAAAUUGCAAUGCAAGUUCAACUAGACCUUAGUGUGUGCGCGACAUAAAGUGGAGAAUACAAUACGCUGGUAUUUAAGCUAUCGAAUUUUAUGAUUUACGAAAGAUUUGACCUUCGUGACCUUCGUAACAAUAUUAUUUUAAAUAUGUAUAUUGAUAAUUUAAUAACGUUUGAUAUUCUUAUAUUUUGUCUGUCUAUGCAAUUAAAAUUAUAGAAAAGGUACAUGGAACCUUCUCAUAAGAUGUAGGUACUUAUAUCUUUUUAUUUUCCACUUUAGAUUAUAAUAGGAAGUGUAUAAAAUUAAUCAAGUAUAAAUAAGAAGUUGUAUAAUUGCAGCAUGUUCGCACUUUGGAAUAUUUGUAAAUUCGUCAACCCAAAAACUACAGAAUUAUUCUAUGGUUUGUGUUCGUUUACCUACUUAUUUUUAGGUACAAAUAAAUCCAUAGAUAUUAGGCAUUUCUUGUAUACGCACAUAUUAGUAGAUACCUAAAUGGUAUAAUGAUUUUGUUAUUAAGUUUUUAGCUAGUUUGUUGAAGUUUUGAAGGACGCAAGUUUGAAGAAGGAAUAAAAAUAUUGCUGCCUCAGUUAGUUUUAAUUGUACAAUAGUUCGUGAUAUUAGAUUAGAUUAGUUAUUAUAUUUCGUACCUACUGUACUGUUUCAAAUAAACAAAGUUAUUUGUCGACAUA
This is a messenger RNA of Leptidea sinapis, 3715 nucleotides long. RefSeq names its product spondin-1-like. The coding region runs from base 201 to 2531 and encodes 776 amino acids. Gene Ontology annotation, biological process: cell adhesion. NCBI's taxonomy places the organism in Eukaryota, Metazoa, Arthropoda, Insecta, Lepidoptera, Pieridae. Gene Ontology annotation, cellular component: extracellular matrix. The record is from RefSeq and is a predicted model, not a curated record. The transcript is spliced from 15 exons. Gene Ontology annotation, molecular function: serine-type endopeptidase inhibitor activity.